Messenger RNA from Eimeria maxima, 4332 nucleotides. RefSeq names its product protamine P1 protein, putative. Lineage: Eukaryota; Apicomplexa; Conoidasida; Eucoccidiorida; Eimeriidae. The transcript has 2 exons. Bases 1 to 4332 code for a protein of 1443 amino acids. The record is from RefSeq and is a predicted model, not a curated record.
AUGGCAGCCCUCGUUGGGAGCCUCCGCCGUAUAUUGGGCGGCGAAGAGGCAGUACCAGCAGCAGCAGAUACAGCAGCAGCAGAUACAGCAGCAGCAGAUACAGCAGCAGCAGAUACAGCAGCAGCAAGCUUAGCAGCAGCAGCACCUGCAGCGGCUGGUCUGCUUGCUUCCCUCGAUGGGAGCAGCAGAGCUGCUGGAUCUCGGCCGUUGCAGCAGCAGCAGCAACCGCAGCAGGGGCAGCAACUGCAGCAGCUGGAACAGGAAAAGCUGGAGCUGCUGCAGCAACGGCGGCUGCGGCAGCGGCUGCAGCAGCAGCUGCGACGGCAGCGGCGGCGGCAGGAGCUAAUGGAGCGACGGCAGCAGGAGCAGCAGCAGCAACGACAGCAGCAGCACCAACAGCAGCAGCAAGAACAGCAACUGCAGCAUGCGCAGCAACGACAGGGGCUGCUGCGGCUGCAGCAGGAGCGACUGCAGCAGCAGACACCCCAGCAAGUAGAGCAUGAGCAGCUUGAGGAGCAGCUGCUGCAGCAGCAAGUGCUGCGCGCGCAGCAGCAAGCGCAGCGGCAGCAACUACUACGACGACCUGAGCAGCAACUGCAGCAAGCAACUGAGAGGAACCAGCUACGGCAGCAGCAGGAGCAGCAGCUGCUGCAGCGGCAGCUGCAGCUGGAACUGGACCAGCGAGAGCAGCAGCAGCAGCUGCUGCUGCGUCAUCAUCAGCUGCUGUUGCAUUUGCAGCAACAGCUAGAGCAGGAGCAGCAGCAUGUGGUGACGGGAGUGCAGCAGCAGCAGAGCCAACGGGACCUGGAGCAGCUACAACAACUGCAACAACUGCAGCAGCUGCUACAGCAGCAACAGCAGCAGCAGCAGCAGCAGGAGCAGCAGCAGGCACUGCAGCAGGAACGAUCCAUCAGAUCUAGGGAGAGGCUUCUAUUAGAAUUGGGGUUACAUCUAAAGUAUACAAUGAAUGAGAGGACGGAUGUAGCGCAGCAGCUGCAGCAGCAACAGCAACUGCAGCAGCAGCAGCAGCACCAACACCAUAGUCUCCUGCAGCAGCUCGAGCAGCUCGAGCACGAUCGGGUCCGGCAGGAUCAGGCACAGAGGAAGCAGCAAGAGCUGCUGCAGCAGCAAAGAAUACUGCAGCAGCGCGGAUUACUGGAGCAGCACCAGCAGCCGACAGAGUUGCAGCAACAGCAGCAGCAGCAGCAGCAGCAGCAGCAGCAGCUGUACACAGGCAGUGGAGGAGCAGCAGCAGGGCAACCAUGCUCAGCUGAGACAUUGGAUAAGAAGAUAGCUUUGCUGACAUCGAUGCUGCAGCAGCGGCUGCAGCAGCAAGGGCUACAGCAGCAGAUACUGCAGCAGCCGCUGCUGCAGAAAGAGGCCGAGCAGACGAAGCAUGAGCCUUUCUCGCGGAGUGCCUCUCAACUGCAGCAGCAGCAGCAGCAGCAGCAGCAGCAUGCGCAUCAUAUGCGGCAGCAGGAGUCUUCUUAUGCGGAAAAGCUUCUCCAACAUCUCUCAGCCCACCAACUGCACUACCGCCAGCAGCAGCAGCAGCAGCAGGAGCAGGAGCAGCAGGAUGAGGAGGAUCAGGAGGAGGAGGAGGAGGAGGAGGAGGAGGAGGAGCACCUCUCCUUGCAGCAAAAAUUAGAUCUCUUAGUCAACCACCGCCUGCUGCAGCAAAUGGUACUACCAGCUGACUCUCCAAAUACCUCCACCAUCACCUCCCGAUUCCUCUUAAGGAAUCAUAUUACUAUGACGGAGGACCUCCAGAGGGUACAGGCUUACCAGAGGGCCCUUAAGGUCAGAUUUAGAGGGGGGCCCCUUAGGUGUGAGGGGCCCCCUACGGGGGCCCCCCACCCCAAAGGGGCCCCUGGGGUCCUACGGCGUGGACCCCUUGUUAUUGAAAUAGGCACAGGACCCUUCGCGCUGCUGUCUAUUAAUGCAGCAAGAGAAGGAGCAAGGAGGGCAUUAGCAUUAGAGGCAGAGCGCAGCAGCAGCAGCAGCGCUUGCUGCUUUGUUAAGGCAUUAGGGUACGAUAAACAAAUAAAAGUUGCAUGCGCAUACAGCACAGAUAUAUCUCCUGCUAGAUUCAAGAAACUGCUUACCUUUAAGCAGCAGCAGCAGCAGCAGCAGCAGCAGAAGGGGAAGAGCGCGCGGACUGAUAGCACCAGCAGCGGGUGCAGCAAAGGAAACUCACCUGCUGCUGAAGAAGCUGAAACAGCUCCAGCAGCAGCAUCACCUGCAGCAGCAGCAGCAGCAGCAGCAGCAGCAGAAGGGGAGGAGGAGGACUUGAGUAAUGUCUUGCUGCUGCACGAGAUUAUAGGGGACUUCUCGGGUAAUGAAGGUGCAGCAGAUGUAAUCCUUCAUCUGCAGCAGAUGCUGCAGUUGCUGCAGCUGCAGCAGGGUGUACAUACACCUCGUCUCCCUAAGUCUAUCCCCUUAGCAGCAAGAACACUGUUGCGGCCCUGCUGCUUACCGCAGCAGCAGCAGCUGCCCUUUGCUCAUCAUACAUAUACGCAGCGCAGCAGGGUGUCUCCUAGGAGGAGGCUGCUGCAGGCUGUGGGGCUGCUGCAGCAGCCGCUGCUGCUAGCAGAAUCUGCUGCUUCUGUUGAGGUGCUGCGGGGCCCUAACUCAGACCCAAAGGCACGCAGGGUGCAGCGGCCGCAGCAUCCGUCCGAUACACUGCAGCUCAAGCAGCAGCAGAAGCAGCAGCAGCAGCAGCCGGUGGAUGCGUCAGACGAUGCAGCAGGAGAUGGCGAAACAACAGCAGAAACAGCAGCAGCAGCAGCAGCAUCAGCAGCAAAAGAUAAUGAUUCUUUUUUAUCAUCUGUUGCUUCUGCAGCUGAAGCAGCAGCACCAGCAGCAGCUGCUGCUGCUGCUGCAGCAGCAAGUAUGGAUGGAGAAUCUGCUGCUGAAGGAGUACGUCCAGUAUUUGAAGAGUUGCUGUUUGAGGAAUGCAUGCAGCAGCAGCAGCAGCAAGAAAGACAUCUAACUUUUGUUGUUGCUAAGGAUGGCCUAUUUGCUGGUCUCUGUAUUACUAAUGAAGUUGAACUCGCCCCAGAGAACAAGUCACCCCCGCCUUCUCAGAAGACAGCGGGGGGAGGACGCAGCUGGUGCAGCAGCAUCAGCAGCAACCUCAGCAGCAGCAACAGCAGCCGCUCUAUAUCCGAAAGGCGCUCUCCUGGUAGCAGCAGCAACAACAACGUCAGCAGCAAAAGGAGCAGAAGCAGCAGCAGGAGCUUGAAACCUAAAGAAGAGCUAUCCACGCAUGCUGCUGACGAGGAGACAGAAGCCACAACCGACGUGGAGAAGGAAGGAGGAGGAGCAGCAGCAGCAACAGAUGCACCCACGCUCAAGAGGGGAAGUGCAGCUGGCGUGAAAGCUAAGAGCAGCAGCAGCAGCAGCAGCAGCAGAACGCCAACAGGACUUCUCCAUAAAGACGCUGUAAAGGAAGAAAGGGAGACACCCAAGACACCGCCUAGCAGCCAGGCCAGCAGCAUUAGCAACAUUAGCAGCGUUAGCAGCCUCAGCGGCCUUAGCAGCAGCAGCAGCAGCAGCAGCAGCAGCAGCAAUAGCAGUAGCGUGUCUCCCGUCUCUCCAUUUGAGCUCAGCGCUACGGGGAGCCGUGGAGCUCAGAGUUGCAGCCCUACGGGGCAGCGCAGCAGGAGCAGCAGCAACAGCAGCAGCACAUGCACAAAAAACAACAGUGACACUAACGGGAGUCCCGAGGAUCCCAGCAGCAGCAGCAACAGCAGCAGCAUAAGCAGCAGCAGCAGCAGGGGUAAGAGGAUGCUCGAGAUUCCGGAGGAAACAGAACUGCUAAAGCGCAGUCGGCCUAAGGGCUGUAAAGACAGCCCCAAAGAUUCUGCUGUUGAUUUGCCCCCUGAAGCAGCAGCAGGAGCAAAAAAUGAUGAUGAUGGUGAUGCUGCUGCUGCUGCUGCUGCUGCAGCAACUGCUGCAGGGUUAGCAGAUAAUGAUGAAAAAGAGGAACAAGAUCUAUCCAAAGAAGAAGAAAGAGAAGCAGAAAUAGAGAGGCUAUCCUCCUUAUUACAACAAAAAAAAAGAUAUGCUCGACCACAUUACUGGUUUGGAAUUCGUCUUUUUCGAGACGAAAAAAUUCUAUUAAAUUGUUCUAUCGAUUUGCCUAUAGAGGAACAAUGUCCAAAUGCUCCCCCAGAAAAUAGUAGCAGCAGCACCAACAGUAGUAGUAGUAGUAGUAGUAGUAGUAGUAGUAGUAGUAUUAGUAGUAGUAGUAAGCAUACACUAGAUGCAGCAGCACAUGGUAAAAGGGGAGCAAGUAUCAGCAGCUGCAGCAACAGCCGUGGCUGGUGA